AUGAUCGACGAAACUGUUCCUUCUGAAAAAGAACUCAAAAGGUUCUUCGAAAAGGAUGCUCUGUGCUGGGAAAAAGCAAAUCUGGUGCUUGAGAAGACACGAGCGGCAAAGAUAAAGAAGAGAAAGAAACUCAAAAAGACAAUAAAGGAUGCAGAAGUAGAUAAAACGAUACAAGCUCCGAACGAUGCCCAACCAUUGCGGACGGUAGAAACGGUGGACGAGCUCAUACAAAUGGCAAAGGAGACGUAUGUCAACUACCAAAGGCAAAGAGGAGCGGUGGAGAAGGUCUUCCUCAACAUCGCGUCAUACUUUGAGAGGCACUCCCAGAUCAUCGACGUUUUCAUUCAACAGGAGCCGAAAUUUACAGCACUUGUCUGGGGUUCUAUACGCUACCUUCUACAGGUUGUCGUGGAUUGCAAAGAGGCGUCAGAAGUAACGGCGAACGGCAUAUUCCUUAUUGCACAACAUGCGGAGAGAUGGUCAAGAAUGGCGAAAAGCUUUGGAGAGAAACGGCGAGUGGAAGAGGCCACGGUGGACUUAUACUACCAUGUUCUCGACUUCUUGCACUCUGCCAUUGAGCGCUUUCGACGAGAUAAGUUGGCGAGACUUCAAGCGUCGUUCUUCAACAAUACUAGACAAGAAUUCGAGAAAAAAGUCGCCCAGUUGCAAAGCGCAGCAGCAAGGUUGGACAAGGAAGUGGAUUGGGAAGAACAAACCAAGAUGAUUACCGAGGCUAUGCUGGCAUAUGAUGUGCAAACAGGAGCUUGCAAGAUGAGAAUGGACAUUAGUCAGAUUCACGACUGCAUCAGUCCAUUGGCUAGUCCGAUUGCCAGUCGUCCACAAGGUUUCGAUGUUGCAGCCUCGGAUGCGCAGCCCAAGUGGCUCACUACGCACCCAACGUACCAGAAAUGGCUAGUAAAUAAAUUCCCGAGCCCACUUUGGAUAGUGGGUAAGCCAGGCGUGGGUAAAUCAGCACUCGCCCAUCAAACUUCCAGUACCUUAUCUCAAUCAGGACACACUGUCUUCACACACGCCUUCCAGAGUAAUGCGUCCUCACAGAAGCGGGACAGGGCCAGUUUUCCAAUUUCAAUCCUUACCCAGCUUCUUCCUUCAACAUAUCCAGUUCAAGAUUUUCAGGAGCAGGUUUUUACAAAGCUUGUUCCCUCAUAUUAUCAGUACAAGUCGCGAUUUGAAGAUUGCCCUUUUGAGCAGCUAUGGCCCCAUUGUGUUACCCUUCUAGAGAAAGAACGAGAGUUCGUAUUGCUCAUUGAUGCUAUCGAUGAAUGUAAUUUCGGCAACCGUGGGCAAGCAGAGGAGCUCCUGGAGUGUUUUCAACAGGUCCUGGACCGCACAAGCGGAAAGAUAGCUAUCUUUUCUCGCCCCAACGAUAUGUUUGGCUUCGGAACCUCGUCAAGACUCCACAUGAAUGAGAUCAGAAUCACUAAAGAAGAUAUUCUACCUCAGAUUAUGGCAUUCUGUGAUACCGCACUAAGCAAGUUGAAAUUCACAGAGGAGAUGAAGCUUCAGGUGACUUCCCGACUCAAGCGCGAUGCAAACUCCUUUCUAUGGGCUACAAAACUGCUACAGCAGUUCAAAACCACUCUCAAAAUGGGGACCUUCGAAGCAAUUCUGGAAAACUGGCCCAAUGAUAUCUGGGGCAUUUAUACCAAUGUUUGGCUGGAUAGGCUAAGCAGCCUUGAUGACGAGAGUAAAUCGAGUUGCCAGGAUAUAUUUCUAAUGUUGCUUGGAGCUCGAAGGGAUUUCAAGAUCGAUGAAUUGGACGACGCCCUUGGUUUCAUUCCAGACUCGGGUAUUGCCCAGUUUAUUACUUCAACCCAUUGCCAACCUUUGAUCCAGGUUGUUGAUGGUAGCGUGAGCCUCAGUCAUGCUUCUGUCCGAGAUUUCUUGCUUAGUGGAGGGAUCGGUGACACGAGAUUCUCGAAAUCAGCACCCGAUGCGACUUUGGCUCGGAAGUGUCUCGAGUUUCUGAUUAGGGAGGCUUAUGCAAGUCAGGACCGCAUCGGUCAGCGUUUAAGGAAGAACAUUGGAGUCGGUGGCUCAGAUCCCACUGACGACGAGACCUUUUACGAAUAUGCUGCUCGCUAUUGGUACAUUCAUCUCACAGCCCUCUCGUCUCCGGACCAAAGUUUAUUGGAGCUCGCCAACAAAUUUCUACAUCUACUCCAAUUCGCACACUGGGCUGAAUACUCGAUCAGGGAUAUUGGCGACUUUCAAGCCAUCCGGUCAACAGAGAUGACUUUGACGGUUUGGUUGAAGAGUUUGAGUCACCGCGAUAGAUCUCUGAUACAUCUAGAUGACUACUUCGAGUUCCCUUAUCGAAAACUUGCCAGAGUCUUCAAAGAUUACGAAGAAGACAAGGAAUUGCAGUGGUUGGCUCUGAUGCAUCUCGGGUUCUACUAUUUCGACAAGGGAAGGAUGGCUGAAAUGGCCGAAGUUCGCAGGAAGGUCGCUGCUGGGCUCAAGGAUCUUCUCGGACCACGUCACCCUCUAGCGCUUCGAGCAGCUGCAGAUGCAGCAUAUACCUUUCUUUUCAACAACGAACUCCCGAAAGCCCAAAGACUCUAUGCCGAAUUAGCCUACGCCCAACGUGAAGUUGGAGGUCCUGACGAUGCCAGUUCCUACUUUACACUCGUUUUCAAAGCUCAGGCUGAAUAUCUCAUGCUUGACUCGCCGAAAGCACUAAACACACUUACUGAUUCUUUGGAGGGGCUCUUUCGAAUAUUAGGUCCCCAGAGCAAUGGCUAUCUGAUAGCUCAAUUGUGGUAUGCUGUUGCUAAUGCAUCAGCUGGUCAUAUUGAACAAGGCAUCAAACUACUGGAGUUCGUGCGUGACAAGCGAAAAGAACAGUAUGGGCCGAAGGACUCUUUUGGAGUAACUACGCAGAUCUUCUUGGGAGAUUUGUAUCGAAAAUUGGGCUCCGAUGAGGGAGCUCUGCAGAAUAUUCAACCUGCACUUGGCUUUCGACGUAGCUUCUGGCACCUCUCUCACUUCUUGACGCUCGAUACAGCUCUUAUAUUGGCGAUUACAUAUAGAGACUUUGGUCGAGAAGAUGAAUCAGCUGAAAUCAUCGAAGAGCUUGAAAACAACGGAAGACUAGACAGAGAGCAAAAUAUUAUACGAGCCUGCCAAGUCAAGCAUAUGAGAGCCCUUUGGUUGUUCGAGGAUGGACAACUAGACAAGUCUAUCGGGAUACUGGAGUUAUUACUCCUCGAGAUCGAUGAGAAGUACAAUAACAGGGCCCUCCAGUGGGUUCGACUCGACCUUGCAUAUAUGCUUAGAUACAGAGGGAGAGAUGGGGAUGAGGGUACCGCAGAUUCACUCUUUGAUGGUAUCGUCGCAGAUGAGGCGAACGAUCCUGAUGAUGAGCCUGAUCCACCAAGAUGGCUAGAGAUUGCAGAGCGGGCGCUAAAAUUGCUACGGAAAGGGAAUACUGACGGAGCGAAUGAUCUUCUCGGGAAGGAGAAAUUGCGUUGGGCUCGUGAGGAGAGUUUAUGGAUGUGGUUAGGGAUGCCGGCGGCUGAUACAGGAUGGAUGAGGCUGCCAAAGGGCUUGGGUGAUGACAAUAUGUGA
Fusarium subglutinans is the source of this 3591-nucleotide messenger RNA. Its product is annotated as tetratricopeptide-like helical. Lineage: Eukaryota; Fungi; Ascomycota; Sordariomycetes; Hypocreales; Nectriaceae. The record is from RefSeq and is a predicted model, not a curated record. The transcript is spliced from 7 exons. Gene Ontology annotation, molecular function: protein binding. The coding region runs from base 1 to 3591 and encodes 1196 amino acids.